Molecule: messenger RNA, 4939 nt
Organism: Linepithema humile (Argentine ant)
Lineage: Eukaryota; Metazoa; Arthropoda; Insecta; Hymenoptera; Formicidae
Gene: mew
Product: multiple edematous wings
Biological process (GO): integrin-mediated signaling pathway; cell adhesion mediated by integrin; cell-cell adhesion
Cellular component (GO): external side of plasma membrane; integrin complex
Molecular function (GO): integrin binding
Source: RefSeq, a predicted model, not a curated record
UCACACCAAGCUCCUCGUGAAAGUACGACCGAUCCCGAUGCGUGGGUGGGUAAUGUAUUUUCAAAAAUGUAGAGUGUGUAAAAGGGAUACGUAUAGUAGACGAUAGUGAUGACAAAGAAGCGAGGUGUGUGAGCAAGAUUACACGGAUAAUCGGAGACUUUUCAAAAGAUAUCGUGAUAUCGCCGGUGACAAAUGAAAAUAGUGAUAAUGAACGUCUUGCUGUGGAUAGCGUUCAGUGCAUGCGUCACGCACGCUUUUAAUUUGGAACCACGAAUUCCUAUUAUUAAAAGAGGCCUGCAGGGUUCUUAUUUCGGCUACUCAGUGGCUGAACAUAUAGAAAUCAACUCGUCAUCAAAAUCGGCGAGUUGGAUGCUGGUUGGUGCACCUUUGGAUCAAAAUCGACAGCCAGGAACAAACAGAUCAGGAGCAUUAUGGCAAUGUCCACUGACAACAUAUACAAGGGAUUGCAUUCAAGUUAUUACGGAUGGACGGAAACUGGGCGAUGGUCUAUUAUACAGACCAUACGAAUACGAAUUAUACGAUUCAAACUUGGAAUCGGAUGAUUUAGUAGAGCCACGAAACGACGAGAUAAAAGAUAAUCAAUGGCUGGGAGUCACGGUACGCAGUCAAGGAGCAGGAGGUAAAGUUAUGGUAUGCGCGCAUCGCCAUAUCGUCAAGACGGCAGACUCUCAAUGGGGCCAGGGUCAAUGCUACAUCCUAUCACAAGACUUGAAAUACGAAGAUUUGAAAAAGCCAUGCUCUGGAAAGCCCACAAACAAAGCACACGAACAGUUCGGCUAUUGUCAAGCUGGGACCAGCGGUUUAUUGACCGCGGAAGAUCGCGUGGUGAUUGGCACCCCGGGACCGCACACGUGGAGAGGAACUAUAUAUCUAUUCACUGUGUCCGACGAAUUUUUGACCAGAGACAACACGGUUUAUAACGCGCCAAUGCAAGAUUCCUCGCCUGUGAAUAAAUACAGUUAUCUCGGGAUGUCUGUGGCAGCUGGAAAUUUCUUUGACAAAGGUUUGGCUUAUGCGGCGGGCGCGCCUCGCUCAAACGGCACGGGUCAAGUGAUUUUGUUCACCAGGCGCGAUUUCCAACCUGACAUGGAUAUCGCUCUUACUCUGGACGGCGAGCAAUUUGCCUCGAGCUACGGAUAUGAGAUCAUGUCAGCAGAUGUGAACGGAGACAAAAUAACCGACUUGAUCGUUGCGGCGCCGUUUUAUUUCAAUAAGGCUGAAGGUGGAGCUGUCUACAUUUAUACUGCGCUGGAUAUAUGUAGAAUUAAUAAUGAGAAAUGUUCGCCUGUCAAGCUAGUUGGCCAUGAGGAAUCAAGGUUCGGAUUUGCGCUGACGAAUUUGGGAGACUUGAACAAAGACGGAUACGAGGAUAUUGCAAUUGGCGCGCCAUACGAAGGGAAAGGAACGGUUUACAUCUAUUUAGGUUCUAAGAAUGGCAUCAUUAAAACACCAUCGCAGAUCAUUCAUGCUGAAGAUAUGCCUACGCCAUUGAAAACAUUUGGUUACUCAUUAAGCGGUGCCAUCGACAUGGAUCACAAUGGUUAUUCCGAUCUCUUGAUCGGUGCGUACGAGAACGAUGCAGUCGUGCUUCUUCGUUCCAAAAAAAUAAUCGACAUCUCCACUUAUAUUCGUUACGCUAAAAAGGAUGGGACGUAUCAGGAUAAAAUAGAACCCAUUGAUCCUAACAGGAUCGGAUGCUGGGCCGAUCCUGAUUCGAAUCAUACGUGUUUCACGUUCGAGGCUUGCUGCAAGACAGAAUCGUUGGCGAAGGAGGAAUCUAUGCAGAAUCUGAGAUUGAAUUAUUACAUCGAGGCGGAAACGUACUCCGGAGCUAAGAAAUUCUCGAGAGUUUGGUUUGGCGCCAGCGGUAGCGCACGUCCCAACUACAUCAACCGGACGGUCACCCUAGAUACCACAAAGUUGAUACAUUGCCAGAAGGAAAUCAUCUAUUUAAAGGAAAACACCCGCGAUAUUCAAUCUCCCAUUAAAUUCCGGCUGAAUUAUUCGUUAAUACAAGAAGAACCGGUUAUGCCACCCGAAGGUGCUCCUUUACCUGACAUGAAAAACUAUCCGAUACUCAAUCAGCAAGAAGCCGCGCGCAUAUUCGAAGCCGUCUUCCAGAAGGACUGUGGAAAUAACGAUAUCUGCGAAAGCGAUUUGCAAGUGGCAGCUAAACUGAAUUUAUCAGCUUCUUCCAUAAAGCCAAACUUCUACGAACUGCUUUUGGGCGAAAGAGAGGAGAUAGUGGUGGAAGUGAACGUGGUGAAUGUCGGCGAGUCCGCGUACGAAGCUCAGCUCUUCAUCGUUCACUCGCAAAACUUGAAUUAUAUCGCCAGCAAGAGCAACGAUUCCGUGAUCUGCAAUUUGCACAACGCCACCCUGGUGUCGUGCUCUAUCGGCAAUCCGUUUAAGAAGGACAAAGCGAUGGACAUACAAGUGAGAUUCGAUCCCAAAGGACUCGAGGACAACGAGUCGCAGUUGGGCUUCACGGUUUUCGCAAACUCCACGUCGAAAGAAGUCAGGGAGAAGCGGCCUACUGUGCUGCAAGCGACAGUGUUAAAACGCGCCGAGCUCUCGAUCAAAGCGAGCACGAAAACUCAGUGGGCGUUUUACGGUGGUCCGGUGGUCGGUGAAUCCGCGAUAAAACAUUUGAACGAGGUGGGACCGAAGAUAUCGCACAUUUACGAGGUGUUCAAUGAAGGCCCGUGGAAAGUCAGCACCGUCGAAGUGCGCAUUUCGUGGCCUUACGAAGUCGCGAAUGACAAAGCGCACGGCAAGUGGCUGCUGUACAUGGAAGAGAUGCCCACUGUUCAAACUCUAGGAGAUGGUGAAUGUACGCUACCACCAGGACACGUAGUCAACCCAUUAAAGUUGCAAGAUAGCAUCAACUUCGACGAUACUGAUGGUAUCUUGCAAUCCUCAACGCCAUCAACUGUCUUAUACAAUCACACUAAUCAUAUAAGAACAACGCGGGAUACAGAGAAGGUUGUAAAUACGCGAACAACGAUCGACAAAAGUGGACAACGCCGCCGUACGGUUGCAAUGAAUUGUAAAGCCGGCACAGCGAAGUGCUUCGACAUCACAUGCUACAUCUACAAUUUACAGAGGAAGCAGGAAGCUACUAUAACUGUUAAAGCAAGACUUUGGAAUUCUACUCUGGUCGAGGAUUAUCCGAAAGUAGAUAUGGUUAGAAUAGGCUCGAACGCUAGAUUAGUGAUACCUCCGAAUAUUGUAAUCCAGCAAGAAAAUUUAAAGGACGACCAUACAAUGGCCGAGACGAUCGCUUACCCAGAUCUGUUAGAUCAGCAAGAAGCUGAGCCCGUACCUGUAUGGAUAUACAUAGUGGCCGCGGUAGCGGGUAUGUUAUUAUUCAUUUUACUUACGUUAGUAUUGCGGAAACUCGGUUUCUUCAAAAGGCGGCGACCAGAUCCGACCCUGUCAGGAAAUCUCGAGAAGCACAGGGACGAUAACCCCGAAAACGAGGCAUUGUUCAAGCACUGAGACUUACAAAUACUCGAAAUACUUAAAGUAUUCUUAACGAGUUGUCAUAAUUACUUAAUAAUGAGUACUUAUGAUGAGCAAGAUGAGUGCGCGUCUCCGCACGCGGCUCGUUUCCGAUUUUAUAUAUCAGAGUUUGGAGAUACGCAUAUUUCGUACGCGAACAGCUAAGUACGCGAAAGUUGAUAAAAUAGAUUGUGAUAUAUUAUUAUAUGAUAUGCGUUUCUCUCGAAAAUUUUCCUCGAAAGUGUUCGGAUGAUUAUUGUGCGUCGGUAUACGCAAGCGUCGUAAAUGCUUUAAGGUUUAUUUUUUUUCUAGGGAAAAAACCGUGCAAUAUUUUAAUAAUCAUGAAUAAUAACUAUCAGUAAAGAAAAAGGCAAGCAAUAUAGUUAUUUUCAGAAAAAAGGGCAAUUAUGACAAUUAAUCAAGAUUUACAAUUUUAUUUAUUAUUUAUUAAUUUAUUUAUUAAUCUAGAAAAAAAAAAUUUUUGAUUUCUUAUCUCUUCUGCAAGGAAGAAAUUUUGAAUAAAGUUAAAUCAGCAUAACUUCAAAAAUAAAUGCAAUGAAUAUUAAGGCACUUACGACACUUAAUGUAUACUCAAUGAAAUAGCUGUUAUUAGAUUAAUCGAAUUUCACUUGUGCCAUUACACAGCCAUGUGAAACAGCAUUGACAUGAUAAAAAAAAGAAUAAUCGAGUUCAUAGUAGAAAUCAUUCUCCAUUUACAUUAUUUUAAAAUAGAAAAAAACAAAUCAACAAGAAAUAUUAUUUUAAGAUUAAAGAAACGAAUAACAUAGGAAUAACUUUCUAUUCAUAUUUUUAAAGGAUAACGUUCUCUGAUACUUCUGUUAAAAGUGCAUAAAGAAUAUUAAAACCGUAGUACGUAGAAAUCGACUCAUACAAUCGAUUCAUACAAUCGGAUGUAUUAGUUCAAAUGCAUUCAUAUAUGCUGUCAUCAUAUAAUAGAAUUACUUUUCAUUACACAUUCAUUUUUUCUAAUUAUUAUUCAAAAAUAUAUCCAUAUAGCACAAACUUACGCAAUCUAUUAAGUGAUCGACUAAGUCUGACUUCGUUUACAUUUAUCGUGAUGAAAAAAAGUAACUAGUAAGCCUUAAAUAAUGGGAGCAAUUAUUAAAUACAUUAAAUACGUAAUUAAUUUGCUCCUUGAAAUAUUUGGAAAUUUGAAUUCUACAGAAUAUUCUGCGAAAAUUUAAUGUUUUUAGUAUCUAUCUUUAAUAUCCCGAUAAAAUAAAUCCUUAAAUAUUUGUUAUAUGAUACGUCGCUUACAUGCAGUAUUCCAAAUAAGAAAAUAUAAAAUAAUAAAUAUCUUAAAAAAACAAAACAAACUUGACAAAACUUGUUUCGCUUUAAGAAGGCAAUAAAACAGAAUCCUUGAUCUGAGCUUGAUAGCUGUGUAAAACAC